AUGACGAUUUGUGGACGGACUACUUGUGCGAGCUUCCGUAUUUCCCGGAGUCCUACUUCAGAAGAAGGUUUCGAAUUCGACGAGAUCUUUUCACACGAAUUUUUACAGAGUGUUGAUGAAGUUAUAAAGAUAGGAGCAUCAAUGGCACGAGUCGCAACCAUGGAGUUCUGUGAUACUAUUAUAACAACAUUUAAGGAGCAAUAUUUGCGGGAUCCGACCAAUGAGAAGACAACGCGACUACUAGCUGAAAAUGGACAACGUGGAUUUCCAGGAAUGAUAGGAUCAUUGGAUUGCAUGCAUUGGCAAUGGGAUGCAUGUCCCGUGGCUUGGAGAGGCCAAUACAACGGACGCUACGGAUACCUGACACUAAUAUUAGAGGUAGCUUCCUCACAAGCUUUUUGGAUCUGGCAUGCAUUUUUUGGAAUGCCCGGAACUAAUAACAAUGUUACAGUCCUGGAUCAUUCGCCUCUGUUCAACAAGUAUAUGGAUGGAACAACACCACCGGUUGACUACGAGGUGAAUUGUAGGCAUUAUAACUUGCCGUACUAUUUAACGGAUGGUAUAUAUCCAAAACAUGCAAUAUUCAUUCAAGUUGUGAGAAAUCCCGAUUACCGCCAGGGAACAAGCGUUUACAACUACGCAGGAAGCUUGCCGUAA
Molecule: messenger RNA, 657 nt
Organism: Andrographis paniculata
Lineage: Eukaryota; Viridiplantae; Streptophyta; Magnoliopsida; Lamiales; Acanthaceae
Exons: 2
Coding region: 1-657 (218 amino acids)
Source: RefSeq, a predicted model, not a curated record